Messenger RNA from Chilo suppressalis (striped riceborer), 1667 nucleotides. The record is from the annotation of a GenBank genome assembly. NCBI's taxonomy places the organism in Eukaryota, Metazoa, Arthropoda, Insecta, Lepidoptera, Crambidae.
ACUAGGCAUUUUAUGUAAUUGUUGUGAUGGCAGCAGAAGAAGGUGUUAAUGUAGACCUUUACAUUUAUGACCUUACAAAUGGAUUUGCAUCUUUACUCCCACAAUCCAUACUUGGAAUGUCGGGGCAGCACGUGGAGGGGGUGUGGCACACGGCGGUGGUGGUGUACGAGCGGGAGUUCUUCUACGGCGGCGGGGGGGUCACCAGCUGCGCGCCGGGAGGUACGCAGCUGGGCCCGCCGCACCAGGUGGAGCGGCUGGGGCAGACCUUCGUGCCCUUCCAGGUGUUUGUGGACUACAUACAGGGGCUCGCCACCACCACAUACACGGCAGCCGCGUUCCGUCUGCUGGAGCACAACUGCAACCACUUCAGCGAUGAAGUGGCCCAGUUCCUGUGCGGGGCGCGACUUCCCAAGCGGUUAGCGCCCCAUCCCGCGCCCCUCACGCCGCCCCAGUGCUGCGCCCCAAGCGCCCUGCUCGACGCCCUCGUGCCGCCCCAAGCGCAGGCCGUGUACGCGUCGGGCGUGCGGCACAGCCGGCAGGAGAGCCCCGAGUUCCGCACGCUCAACUGCCAGAUCGAGGAGGCCAGGGUGGCAUCGGCAGCGCUGGAGCAGCGUCGCAGCACGCUGGCGGAGAAGCUGGCGCGCAAGGAGCGACGCCGCGAGAAGAAACGACGCAAGAUGCUGCAAGCCGAGCCGCAGGCACCGGACUCUACCACCACGCCCGAGACCAGCGCGCCAGUGGGAGGCAUGGCGGAAGCCGUGGAGGCGCUGCCCCGCGAGGAGGAGGUGUCGCGCGCCGGGCCCUCCUCUGCCGCCGCCGCCGCCGCGGACCUGCUCGACCUCGACGAGCCGCGUGCCAAGCCCCGCGAACCGCCCAUCGUCUUCAAAGACAUCGACGGUGCGCAAGAGUACGAGAGGUUGGCCAAAGCGUUAGAAGGUGUGGAGCUCUCCGGUGAGGAGAAGCAGAGCCUGGACGAGCUGCAGCAGUACCUGGUGGCCGGCGAGGGCAGCUGGGUGCUGGGCGAUGAGUUCCUGGCCUUCAUCAGUCGCCUUUUGAACGAUUCAUCUCUAAGCGAGGAGGUGCGCGUGAGCACUCUGCGCUGCCUGGCGGCCUGCGCGCUGCGCGAGGAUGUGUCGCUGCUGCUGCAUCAGGACCGGCGCCAACACGCGCUGCUGUCCUACGCGCAUCGACUGGAGGACAGGCCGCUGGCCGAACAACGCGCCGGGGCGUUAGUGCUGUGCAAUUUGUUCGAGAACGUGUCGUCAUCGGAAUGGCUGCUGUACAUCAGCGAGUGGGAGGCCAACGGGCAGACGCUGUCCAACAUACGAGCCACCACCAAGGUGUGCGUCCACAGCUGCCUGUCAGAAGACCCGGAGUUGCGCGACCUGGGCACCGCGCUCAUGUACAACAUCGCCACCAAGGAGGUAAAGACCGUGGUAUUCGACGAGGUUUGCGUGGAGCUGGCGAUGGCGCUGCUGCAGCUGCUGCAGUCCGCGCCCAGCGAGGAGCAUCUCUACCGCGCCACCAGCGCCCUAGCCAGGCUCGCGGCACAUUCACACGACGUGCCGCAGCUCGUGUGUCUCGUGGGGCCCGACCCUGCCGUCUACAGGGGGACGAGCCAGCGCGUGGACGAGCAGAUCGACCUCAUCAUGAAGCGGGUCAAGUAA